Molecule: messenger RNA, 315 nt
Organism: Quercus robur (English oak)
Lineage: Eukaryota; Viridiplantae; Streptophyta; Magnoliopsida; Fagales; Fagaceae
Exons: 4
Coding region: 1-315 (104 amino acids)
Biological process (GO): maturation of SSU-rRNA from tricistronic rRNA transcript (SSU-rRNA, 5.8S rRNA, LSU-rRNA)
Cellular component (GO): nucleus
Source: RefSeq, a predicted model, not a curated record
AUGCCGCUGAUAGGUGGUGUGUACGUGGGAAAAAGGGACUUUGACUCUAAUAUAGAAUGCUUCAGUUGGUUUUUUUCCCCACUAGGGCCUCCAUAUAUUGAUGAUUUAGAAGCUAUACUUGACGAGUUUUUUCUCAAGUCUCUUAUUACUUAUGUUGAGGAUGGUAGCAUUAAGGAGGUCGCCUAUAAACUGAUGGUUAUGCAUGAAGGAUGUUUGGAAGGGAAGUUUCAGUCUAUUGAGAGACUAAGGGAAACCAAUCAGCAGAAAGCUGUUGUUCAUCAUGUCAGACAGGUGAUUAUAAGUAGAAAUUGUUAG